AUGCAAUCUAAAGGGUUUCUUGUUGAUAAGGUCUACGAUUCUGGAAAAGGAUUGUUACGUGCCUUCCUUAUCAAUGAUCCGCGAUCGAUAAAGUUACAAAACUCAAAACGAAAUAAUCUGGAACUUACAAGAUAUCAAAACAUUAGUUCUCAAAGCUGGAACGAAUUCAUUCUGGGGGCAAGGCAUAAACUAAUUCUUUGGACGCAUCCACCUGAUCGUCUUAUACCAACUGAUUUAGACUACUGA
This is a messenger RNA of Dentiscutata erythropus, 246 nucleotides long. NCBI's taxonomy places the organism in Eukaryota, Fungi, Glomeromycota, Glomeromycetes, Diversisporales, Gigasporaceae. The record is from the annotation of a GenBank genome assembly.